UAAGGAGGGCAGAGGCCAGUUCCUCAUUUCCACUUGCAUCAAGUUUGCCUGCACUCAGCCCAGGAAGGAUCAUUGUUACAGAUGUGGAACCUGUUCUUCCAAACCCUCACCUGGCAGCUGGCUUUGUGGUUCUGCUGACUCUCGUUAGAACCCACCUGGACAAUGUCACCUUCAGAGGCAGAUCGCCCCACAGAUUCCACACUCUGCUCUUCCUCACUAAAGAUGCAACAAUCUGCCUGUAAUUAUCCUCUGAAAAAGGACAAAGAUACAUCAGAGAAAGAGUGGCACUUGGGUGAGGGAACUGAGCAACUGCAGUAUCGUCCAGAGAACAGCAACUCUGACAGCGUCGCUUGGAAGCAUCCAGCCACAAAGCCUCUUGGCUGCAUGGGGAAGACAGAGUUAUCCCAGCCAGAGGUAGACUCCCAAAGUCUUGGGGCCUCUCCUCUGAGCCCCCUGAGGAGCUUGUCAAAGAGUCACUGUGAGAACCAAGGGAAUCUUCUCCAAUUUGACCGGCAAGCCCCGGGCCGAAUUUCCACCUCUCCCACUUUGAGGAGAUUAAGGGGCAGUAGCUGUGGGACAUUCCACUCCCUGCCUCAGCAAGAGACCUUGGAAGGGCCCACCUGGGGAAGCUGGAAGGAGCCUGCAGGCUCCCCGUGUUACCUUUUCAAGAAUCUACCUGGAAGUCCAAAUGAUUCUUCGCAUUCUAUGUUGUCCUCGGGACUCCACUCAAAAUUGCCUCUGGACCCCAAAAGGGCCCUCAAGGCAGCUGACACAUUCAAGCCCCAAACAGGGCCCACAGAUGAGGAUGUCUUUCCCAUGUUUCAGCCUAUCGAAGAGGAGUCCCUUCCCCAGACCUCUCUUCCAGAGAGAGGAGGCCACUCUCUGCCUGCUUCCACCAUACGGCUCCCUAGGCCUCAGAGAGAAGAAUUACAUCGAUCCAGGUUCUAUGAGCGUAGACGGAGUUCUGUGGUGCUCAACUUACCUGGACUUGAGGUGUUCCCUGGGGACCUCCUGGUGUCAGAUGGAGCUGCUGAUUACCUGUGCCAUCCACUUCUGCUGUUGAAUUCAGAAUCCAAAAAGCCAAGAUGGCCUUUCUCCAAGAGAGGAGUGCAGGGCAAAGACAAACACAAGCAUAUAUCUGAUCUGGAAAACUGCCUUUCCUCUGUGAAGAUUACAGACUUCAGAGACUAUGAGUUCCACAGCCUUAAGGAUAAGACCUGGAAUGAAGUCGUGGAAACACAUCAAAAACUUCCCGUUGAUCAAUUAGACUUAAGAAAGCAGCAAGAGGCCGUGUGGGAACUUUUCACAAGUGAAUGCACUUAUUUCUUGGACCAUUUGUUAGUUCUUAAGAUGAUCUUCAUGAAUACACUAAAAUAUCUACAAACUCAUGAAUAUCUCCUGGAUGUGGAUUUAUGGAGACUUUUUGCAAACCUGGAGGAGUUAAGUCAGACAAGCUUUGGUUUUGUGACCAGUCUUUUUGCCAUCAUCAAGGAGUAUGUCGAUGCUUCUGAGACUUCACCGUCCAUGGACUUCAUUUCCGUACUCACGAAGUAUUUCCGAGGGAGCCUCUGUCAGAGCCACCAGAUCUACUGCCUGAAUUAUUCAGCUGCUGUCUUUUAUCUUGAGAGCCUGAGGCAGAGAAAUGACUUUGGAAUUUAUUUAAAAUGGUGUGAGCAAAAUGAACAGUGCAGACGCCUUCACCUGCCUGAGCUGCUAGUGGCCCCACUACACAGGCUGACUCGAUACCCCUUGUUGCUGAAGAAUAUCUGGAAAAGGAGUACAGACUCUACUGAGAAAAUCAUGAUCUACUCCAUCAAGGAAAAGGUGGAAAAGUCGAUCCGGGAUCUUGAAGGAAAAGUGAAGUGGCUUGACAAUUUCCAAAAAUUUAGACACCUACAGGAGAUUAUAGUGUGGCCUCCGCUUUGGGAUAGAGAUAAAAGGUUUUUCAUUCCAGAGUGCCUGAAACACAUUUUUAAAGAACACAUGGCAGAAAGCAUCCUGUCACCGACCAACAGACACCUUCUCUAUGAGGGAAAAUUAACUCUUGCAGGUUAACAACAGAGUCCAGGACCAAGCCAGGCUGCCUCAGUUUAUGGAAUGGCACCAGCUUCUUUGGAAGGCAAACAGGGGGACCCAGACAGGAAAUUGCCAACAAGUGAUAGGCUUAAAAGUUGAAGAAGGAGUUAUUAGAAGCAAUGGACAAAAUGGAUUUAGAGGAGGAGACCAAAGCAGAGACCUGCCCGGAAGCUCCACAGUGAAGCCAGGUGAGACAAGAAGAGCUGAGCCUGUGUUUCUCAACCAUUCUUAACCUACAGACCACCACCCUCCCACUUUCGUUUGGAAAAAUAGCAAUUUUAAAUUUUCUUUGAUGUUAUUCACAAUUUCAAAAAUAAUUAUAUGUUGUGGCAAUGCCAAAUCAAAGUAAUAAAGCAAAACACGGCUCUUCAUUCAAACAUGUCUUUCCUGCCAAAACUGGCUUCCACGUGGAAUUAUGAGAUUUUUAUUUACUUCUUCUUUCUAUCUAUGAACUUUCCAACACUGUGAGAUGCGCUGGCCUAUCCUAAAAUGUUAGAAAUGGGCAUAGAUAGAAAAGGAUGAAUGUGAGAGAUAUCUCAAAAUAGGAGGAUUUUAUACUUGACAAAAUGGUUAAAAAAAAAAAUAGAUCGACACCUUUGAGUGUUCUAAUCUAUGUGUCUGAAAGAUUGGUCAAUCACACAGAAGGUGAUAGAGUAAGUGGGUCAGGAAGUCAGUCUUAGGUUUCAGGUGUGGGCAUGGUGAGAAGCCGUGUGCAAGUUGGAUGAACAUGACAAUGACCAUCUCUCGGUGAAAAGCCAUGUCAGGGGUUUAUUCACAGGUCACAUGGCAGUGGGGUGCUUGUCAUGGAAGCGUACAUGAGGAGACCGGCCUAAGAAGGAGUCUAAUUUUUCAGAAAAAGUUUCCUGUAGAGUUAAAUGUGGUAGAAUGUGGAUGAGCUACACAAAUGUCACUAACACAAGGCAUUUGUUUAAUGGCAUUUGCUGUGUUCAUCAAGUCCCAUCAGAGAAGAGGCACCAUUUAGUUAUAUCAAGUCAAAUUUAAAGUCAUUGGGACUUUGACUCAGUUGGCAUGGAGAUGCUGUGGGGGUGGGGAUAACAGUGUUAGAAGAAACAGGACAUCAUUUUAAAUGGAAAAACACUGGACCAAGAAUCAGGGAAUCUAGCUCCAAUUGCAGACUUUGGGAAAAUUUUUUAAUUUCCCUUCAUCUCUUCUGUAAAUAUUAUUGAUGGUGGUGAUGAUGAUGAUGAUGACAAUGAUGAUGAUACCUAACAUUUGUAUAUUUUGUUUCAACAUUUUUUCUAGCUUUAAAAACUGCACUGUUAUAAACAAAUAAGUAUAUUUUCUCAUUCCCAGAAAGUACAAAUUUUCAUAACUUUUGGAGCAUGACCAACUUCCCACUGGAAUUCAUUCCAGCAUAUCUUUCACACAUGUGUUGCUCCCCACAGAUUAGUAUUUCUAAUUAGAAAAAUGAGUAAGGUGCAGACAAAUAUGAUGGUCCAACAGCUGUAACACCUAAAGAACACGUAUUGUUCAAGUUACUGCAGAACUAGAAUAAGUCAGCAAUUUCGCUCUGCUCUUUAACAGUGCAAUGAAAAUCCCACAGUCUAGAUUCCAUGAGAAAAAAAUACCUAGUCAAGAUAGAACUGCACAAAUCUGUAAGUCUCAUAUCUGGUUCUGUAACAGUUAGCUAAGCAGAAUUUCAGACUCGCAAGGUUCAUUGGUUAAGUCUAAUAAAAUUAUUUGAUUAAAGUUUUUCACUGGGCUAAUAAUAGCUUCAAAUUUCUGGGAUAAUAAAUGUGAAGAGUCUGACUUUACGCUUACAAUCUCCCUCCUUAGUCAUCCUCUUUCAUAUCUACUUUUUAGCACUAUCA
Pteropus alecto (black flying fox) is the source of this 3908-nucleotide messenger RNA. RefSeq names its product pleckstrin homology and RhoGEF domain containing G7 (gene PLEKHG7). The transcript has 14 exons. Gene Ontology annotation, biological process: Rho protein signal transduction. Bases 163 to 2055 code for a protein of 630 amino acids. The record is from RefSeq and is a predicted model, not a curated record. Gene Ontology annotation, molecular function: guanyl-nucleotide exchange factor activity. Lineage: Eukaryota; Metazoa; Chordata; Mammalia; Chiroptera; Pteropodidae.